UUCCUCUCUCUCUCUAUAUAUUGGGAUUGUUUGCUUUAUAUAUAGAGACAAGUCCUUCUGUUACCAUUACCAUCCCUCACUUUGCAUGAAAACUUCUCCUAUCUGUCUCAAUUGUCUAUCUUUAUUUGCUCUCUCACUGUUUUCCUUCUCUUUUUGUCCCUGCACGCCUUAGACAACCAGAUUGAAACCCCCCCACAUAAAAAAAUCACUCCUUUUCAGGUUCCAACCAAGGAGUGCUUAGUCUGAUUCUGAUUCUGUAGAUGGAUCCUUCUUGUGAACAACCCCAGCAAAUGUCAGUGGAGAAGAAACCAAGGCCUAAUCCAGAACAAGCUCUGAAAUGUCCAAGAUGCGACUCCACCAGCACAAAAUUUUGCUACUACAACAACUAUAGUCUUUCUCAGCCAAGAUAUUUCUGCAAGUCUUGCAGGAGAUAUUGGACCAAAGGAGGAACACUGAGGAAUGUUCCAGUGGGAGGAGGAUGCCGAAAGAAGAGAUCAUCAUCGUCGUCAUCGUCAUCGUUUAAGAGGGAUCAUGAUCAGAGUUUCACACCCAAUCUUAACCCACUCACUACAUUCCCUCAGUUGUGUUAUGGCUCCAAUGACUUCACUCUAGCAUUGGCAAGACUUCAAAAACAAGCAAGUGGACAAUUGGGUUACAAUGACCAUGAAAUUUCUGGUGUGGGGAACCCCACAGGCUCUUUUUCUGACAUGAAUCCCUACUCAGAGCACCCUUCAUUUCUGGACGCAAUUCGAAGUGGGUUCCUUGAAACACAAAACCAUCUUCAGAAUUUGUAUUACAUGUAUGGAAAUGGAGACAUUGGGGAGGUGGAUAAUGGAAAUUCUGGUGGAGUUGGGAUCAGCGAAGAGAUGAUGCUCCCUUAUAAUCAAGUGAUGAACAAUGCAGCCACUCAAUCAGUGAGUGCAUUACUGAAGCAGGAACAGUGUGGUGGCAGUGAGCAAUUCAAACAAUGGCAGCUUAAUGCAGACACAAACAAUGGUGAAAUUGAUUCAGGAAGAGCAAUUCAAAGUUGGAACAGUUUCUCAUCUUCUUGGCAUGGACUUCUGCAGAGUCCCCUCAUGUAGAAAAAGGCACUUGCUUGAGUAAAAUCUCAGUCUUCAUUAACAGGGAUUUGAUUCACUUGGAUCCUUUCUUUACUUGUGUUUUUCUCUUUUUCCUGCUUUUGUUUAGUACUCCAAAACUGUCAAAUUUUCUGUACUUUUAUCUUCUUAUUGAUGAAUAUGAAUAGACUAAUGAAAUUUCAGAUUUUGUUUACCAAA
Vigna unguiculata (cowpea) is the source of this 1277-nucleotide messenger RNA. Its product is annotated as dof zinc finger protein DOF5.3-like. The record is from RefSeq and is a predicted model, not a curated record. Gene Ontology annotation, molecular function: DNA-binding transcription factor activity; DNA binding. Gene Ontology annotation, biological process: regulation of DNA-templated transcription. Lineage: Eukaryota; Viridiplantae; Streptophyta; Magnoliopsida; Fabales; Fabaceae.